AGAAGACUUAGCUUUACAACAAUCCAGAAACAUUUACCAGUAAUAGUAGAAAGAGAUAGCUAUUUGUAUGGAUAUAACAUGGAAGACCCUAAACGAAACACACUUAUGUCAGAUUCAUUGACGAAACGAGACAAAAAGAGACAACAAAUCUCAUCCCGUUUGAACAAACUUGAACUCACGUUCAGAAACGAUCGGGAUAUAUUUUAUAGAAACCUGUUGCAUGAACUUCAGACCAAACUCGCGACAUUACAGCAGGGCACCAAUGAUGAAUUCAUGAAUCGACGUAUUGAGUUGGAAGAAGUACGUGAUUACGAAUUGACCAAACUUCGAUUAUGGGAGGAGUAUCAGGUGAAACGAAUAGAAACAGAAUACAACGAAGAUUUAGCCCGGGCUAAGGAGAACCAUGACAAAAUGAUCAAACUAAUCAAAGAGAAGUUGUACGACAAGCUAGAAGUUCAGAUCAAACAACUUAAAGAAGACAAGAUGUUGUUGAAUUUAGUCAACGGGAACCUGUGGAACGACUCAAAUUCAAUUUCCAAAGCUACAGCAUUAGGUGAUGCUGGGUUUACUGUCAGUGAUAGACGAUCAUUAAGAAAACGAGAGAUUUCCACACGGUUCACCACGGGCGAGGCCGACGACUUGUCGGAUGGUGGGAAUGCAUCUUCAACUGCCAAUGGAUACAACGGCUAUACUUCUGCCGGCAAAAGAAGACGAUUAUAUGCCACACGAUAUUCCUCCAAUGACGAAAUGUCGUCUAGUAUAGCGAGUGCAAGCACAUCUGCCGUACCUAUUCGUAAAAACGGAGCUGGUGCUAUCAAUGGAGCAACAAGCAACGGUCAUGGUGGAAUAAGUAGUGGGUACGAGUCAAACCUCAGUGAUAAGGAUUACGAUACGUUGAAUAAUCUUAUUAUGCAGAAUGAAGACGGGGGUGCAUCUCUCAUAUUAGUGGAUAAAGUUCCAAACAAGCCUCAAACUCGAGGUUCGAAUAAACAGUUUAUGGGGCCGCAGGGGUUGAAGACGGAAGAACUAAAUGAGGAUUUAAUGUUGUUGAGGAAUGCCAUUGUAAAGAAGGAAUAGUAAUUUUGUAAUUGUUUUGUAUUAUUAGUAAAAAUAAACGAAUAUAGCAAGUGAA
Spathaspora passalidarum NRRL Y-27907 is the source of this 1132-nucleotide messenger RNA. RefSeq lists its product as uncharacterized. Gene Ontology annotation, biological process: negative regulation of transcription by RNA polymerase II. The record is from RefSeq and is a predicted model, not a curated record. The transcript has 2 exons. Gene Ontology annotation, cellular component: Sin3-type complex. The coding region runs from base 79 to 1077 and encodes 332 amino acids. Gene Ontology annotation, molecular function: histone deacetylase binding. NCBI's taxonomy places the organism in Eukaryota, Fungi, Ascomycota, Pichiomycetes, Serinales, Debaryomycetaceae.